CAUGUGGAGCGUCUGCUGGCGGACGGACUUUCUGCACCAGGGUUCGCGCCACUGCGGGGGGAAGAGCAGCAGCAGCAGCGGCGGAGGAGAUGGAGAUGGAUUGCUGAUAUCUGCCUGUCCUGGGUUUUUUUUGCCGUUCCUUUUUCACCCGGCUGACGUCAUGCUCCACGUCUCUCCAUAGUUUUAGCCGAACAAAAUGAGGAUUUCUUGCCAUCAGCUUUUACUGAUAUUUUCCUGCGUUCGCGGACUCGCCAUGGGGGCUUUUCCGAGCAGCGUUCAGAUCGGCGGGUUGUUCAUCAGAAACACAGAUCAGGAGUACACUGCCUUUCGCUUGGCCAUAUUUCUGCACAACACGAGCCCCAAUGCGUCAGAGGCACCCUUUAACCUGGUGCCCCACGUGGACAACAUUGAGACAGCUAACAGCUUCGCCGUCACCAAUGCCUUCUGCUCGCAGUACUCGAGGGGCGUAUUCGCCAUUUUCGGCCUAUACGACAAGCGCUCCGUGCACACACUGACGUCCUUCUGCGGAGCGCUGCACAUCUCCCUCAUCACGCCCAGUUUCCCCAUCGAGGGCGAGAGUCAGUUUGUGCUGCAGUUGAGGCCGUCUAUACGAGGAGCUCUGCUCAGCAUCCUUGACCACUACGACUGGAACCGCUUCGUCUUCCUAUAUGACACUGAUCGGGGAUACUCUAUCCUGCAGGCCAUCAUGGAGAAAGCAGGUCAGAAUGGCUGGCAGGUCAGUGCAAUCUGCGUGGAGAACUUCAAUGACGCAAACUACCGGCAGCUCCUGGAGGACCUGGAUCGCAGGCAGGAGAAAACAUUCGUCAUAGACCUGGAGCCAGAGCGACUCACCAACAUGCUGGAGCAGAUUGUGAGCGUUGGCAAGCAUGUCAAAGGCUACCAUUACAUCAUGGCAAAUUUGGGUUUUAAGGACAUCAAUCUGGAGCGUUUCAUGCAUGGUGGGGCAAACGUGACAGGCUUUCAGCUGGUGGACUUCAGCAAUCCCAUGGUGAUUAAACUCCUGCAGCGCUGGAACAAGCUGGACCAGAGAGAGUACCCCGGCUCAGACGUCCCUCCCAAGUACACCUCCGCUCUGACAUACGAUGGAGUGAUGGUGAUGGCAGAGGCCUUCAGGAACCUGCGCAGGCAGAAAGUGGACAUCUCACGCAGGGGCAAUGCCGGAGACUGCCUGGCAAACCCGGCAGCUCCCUGGAACCAAGGCAUCGACAUGGAGCGCACACUAAAACAGGUCCGGCUCCAAGGAUUAACAGGAAAUGUCCAAUUUGACCACUAUGGGCGCCGAGUCAACUACACUAUGGACGUGUUCGAGUUGAAAGGCAACGGCCCCAGAAGAAUUGGCUACUGGAAUGACGCUGAUAAGUUGGUCCUGAUCCAGGACCAAGCCUUGCUUCCAAAUGAAACAUCCGGAAUGGAGAACAGGACAGUGAUCGUGACGACUAUUAUGCCCGUGUUGAAGAAUCCUUAUUUAAGAAACUGAGCAGAAAGAAGAAAGGACACUGCAGAGCCGAAAACUGAGCCCCCUCCCUAUAUUAAGGCAUGGACAGUCACAGACAGAUCUGAAGCGAAAAAAGCAAUAAUGCUGAGCCAUGGACAGGCGCUUCCCCAGCUGAAAUGAGCUCCACGAUGAGAAACUGAGCCAUGGACAAACACAGGCAAAGACAAAGCCCAGCCCUCAUUAAGCAACUGAACGAUGGAUGGACUCUGCAAGAACAGUAAUGAUCCAUGCAUUAGGAAACGGCGCGUGGGAUGAAUCGGCAGGAGUGUUCAUUUAGGGGUAAACAAAUAGGUUGAAUGUACUGUGUACUACAGUACUGUGCCAAAGUCUUAGACACCCAAUUAUUUUGUUUUAGUACAAAUUUGUUAAAGAUUUUUAUUUUAUGACUUCUGCAUUAUAGAGUCAGUACAAAAACAGUUUAGGUUUCCAAACUUUAGUUUUCCAGCAUUAAAUUAAAUGUUCCAGAAAAAUGUUUGUAUGUCUGUAAUGAAAGCAGUAUAUUACGCAAGAGGCCACUUUUCAGACAAAAAAACGUAAUGAAGGCUGCUGGGUUUUGCUGCAGAAAUAAGAAGCAAGUGUGACAGUCAAAGUCUCCAGAAGAACUGUGGCUGCUUCUGCAUGGUGCUCAUUAAAACUUACAGCUCAUUUCCUUAGAAAACUGCACAAACUGUACCUGAGACUACUAAUUUUUUAGGGUCGUCACACCAAACACUGACUUUGUUUCAUUUAUUACUGUUUACUGCUCUUUAUAGUAUUUUUUAAAUGUAGAAACAUUAAAUUUUUUUUGAAGGUGUCUUUGCUCUUCGGCGUGUUUUUGCAUGUGCCUAAGACUUUUGCGCAGUGCUGUAGAUGUGUUGUAAAUGUACCGAGCGUGCAUGGUUCAUUCAUUCAGAUACAUUCGUUAGGAGGUUUUUCACUACAAUCAGCAGAAGUUUUCAGUAUUUAGCAUUCAUUAGGAAUACACUAACUAUUUUCAGACGUUUAAGUCAUUUUCUCUGAAUUGUUCCUGCUUGAUAUUUCUCUCUGUCGAAUGGUUCCUCAAAAAUGUUAUUUAUUCCAAUUGUAGUAGAUCAGUACUUCUUUGGUAUCAGACAUUUGCAUGUUAGCUGCAAGUCUGAUGUAGCUAACAAGUAAUGGGUGUCUGUUUCAUGGAAAAUAAGUAGUUCCUAAAUCUUUGUAUACACUGCUUCACACAACAUCAUUAGCCUCUUAAACUAUAACUAGCCUUGUAUUCCUUAUUCUUAUAACAUCAUUUUCCUAUUACACUGUAUUUAUUGAAUACUAUAUGGAAGCUGGGACUUUAAGGGAUUAACAUACAUCCCAUUUUGAAUAAACUAUUUUGCAAAAUAGCAGGGAUCAUCCACAGAGCUUUAGGAUAUAUUUGGUGUCUGACAUUUGCAUCAUUAGCCAUGAGUCCAUCUACUGUAGCUAACAACUAAUGGACAUCUAAGUCAAGUAUUUUCUAUAAAUACUUCCCAAAUCUGUAUAUACAUGCUUCAGAUACCAUUGUUAACCUCUUAAACUACCAGGAUUCGUCAGUGGAUUGAGACUUGCAUUCUUUACUCAUAAAUACAUACUUUUCCUAUUACACUGUAUUUACACUGUAUUUACUAAAUACUAUAUAGAGGCCAGUACUUUAAGGGAUUAACAUACAGUACUGUCUUUGGCACAUCCAAAGAAAUGCUGUAGAGCAAAGAUGCCUUCAAAAAUAAUGAAAUUAAAUGUUUCUACAUUAAAAAAAUACUAUAAAGAGCAGUAAACAGUAAUAAAUGAAACAAAGUCAAUGUUUGCUGUGACGAUCCUUCACUUUUAAAAAAAAAUAGUAGUCUCAGGUACAGUGUGUGCAGUUUUCUAAGGAAAUGAGCUGUAAGUUUUAAUGAGCACCAUGCAGAAGCAGCCACAGUUCUUCUGGAGACUUUGACUGUCACACUUACUUCUUAUUUCUGCAGCAAAACCCAGAAACCUUCAUUAUGUUUUUCUGUCUGAAAAGUGUCUCUUAUGUAAUCUGCUGCUUUCUUUACUGACAUACAAACAUUUUCCUGUAAGAUUUAAUUUUGUGCUGGAAAACUGAUGUUUGGAAACCUAAAAUGUUUUUGUACUGAAUCAAUAAUAUAGAAGUCAUAAACUAAAAAUCUAGAACAGAGUUUGUACUAAAAAAAUAUAGGGUCUUUUGCACGGUACUGUACAUAAUUGAAAUUUUUUAUAAAUUAUCAUUGCAAAAUAGCUGGGAUAAUUCACCUAAAUUUCACUUGUCACCAGUCACCAGACCAUCAAUUCCUUCCUGCAGUAAAGUGUACUAUAAUGGAAGUGAUAUAGUUAGAGUUACAUUCUAAACUUACAUUUGUACUUAUGAACUAUCCCUGCAAUUUUACAAAAUUGAGUUUGCAUAAGCAAAUACAUUUGGAGCGAUUAAUUUUUUUUUUGCAGAACCAUUCCUUUAAGGUAAGCACUUGCGUGCAAGCUUUUUUCUGUUGUUUUUUUGCUGGGUUGUAAUUCUGCAUGAGUGACUAUUCUGCAGUAAAACAUGUCUUGGCCCUGCUGAUAGCCUGCACUAGUGGCACUAUGCAUCACUGUUAAUAAACUGUCUACACUUUUAUUGUUCCUGCCCCAGUGAACGCCAACUGACCCGGGAUGUCCAUUAUUGGGCCAACCUGGUCUGACUUUAAUUAGACUAAAAAGACAUUGUUAUGGAUUCACAUUAAAUCAGUCUUGAUGUGAUUUGAUCUGGCCUCUAAAUAUUCACCUAUUUUGUCCAGGUUAAGUUUGACGUACUACACCAACGGCAACAAAAGACGUUCAAAAUCCAUGAUGAAAUUACACGUUUCUCCUGAAAUUCCCAAAAGUCGUCUUUGCACUCACUGAGACUGAUCAAAGCUGUCCAAGAAUAAUAUUAAAAAUAUAGAAACUACUAAUAAAAAGUGUGUAAAUAUGUGGCAUAUGCUGCCUCCUCACACUGCAAAAAAAAAAAAUCCAAGAUGAAAUGAAUCAUCAGUCUGAAUUUAAUGAAGAGCUCUCUGUUUGCUGGGGGGCGAGUUCUUGAUUCGCCCUGCUGGGCUUUAUGCCUUUCAUGGUUCUGGGCCAGCCAUAUGGCUUAGAAAACAUCUCUGAGAAGAGAGGCAGGUUUUUGAGAGUGUUUAUGGAAAUGUGUCUCACUUGGCAAGAUGUGGAUUUCAUGAAUUUUGAUAAACUUGGUAAUUUGUUAUUUUCAAAUUAUAAUAAAGCAUAGUGGUGUGUUUUUUGCGCUGUUUAGCCUUUCUCUAGUCUCUAGAAAAUGUGUUUUUGUUUUUUCCUACUUGGAUUAAUUGUAAUUUUUAGGUAUUAAGGCAAUUAUUUCUGUGUUAUGAUCAUGUAAGCAGUUUUGGAUUGUGUAAAGUAUUCUAGUGUAGUGCUGCAUAUGAAGCUUUAAAAUAAAAAAAUUCAUUGAGAUUAGUUUUGAACAGUGUUUGAAGUCUUAUAUUCUGCUUUGUAAGUGGUUGUGAGUUGAAUAUUUACAGCUAUCGACAGCUCGUUGUAUUACUGUGCCUUGUUAUAGUUAAUAAUGGUAAUGAUGGCAUUGGCUCUCUGACCUUGUACAUUAUUUAGCCCUGAUUAUGACUUUCUUUAUUGAUAACCUCUAUUCAUUGAUUAUAUUAUGACCUCCAUAAUGUGUUGCAUAAAAGAUGUUUUAUUAUGUAAUGAUUUUUAUUACCUAGUGAUGUAAUUCUAAAUGUAAUGGAUGUUCUACAGUAGAAUUAUAUGAAUAUCAGAAACUGAAUUCUGUUAGUGUGUUGCAGUUGUAUUUCCUUUGCUGUAUGUUUUAUUUCUCUGUUCUGGCAAACGUGAUGUGUUGAUAUGUAUUAAAUGGGUAUUCUUUUUUCCUU
Molecule: messenger RNA, 5376 nt
Organism: Pangasianodon hypophthalmus (striped catfish)
Lineage: Eukaryota; Metazoa; Chordata; Actinopteri; Siluriformes; Pangasiidae
Gene: gria4b
Product: glutamate receptor, ionotropic, AMPA 4b
Exons: 10
Coding region: 197-1498 (433 amino acids)
Biological process (GO): monoatomic ion transport; modulation of chemical synaptic transmission; synaptic transmission, glutamatergic
Cellular component (GO): plasma membrane; dendritic spine; AMPA glutamate receptor complex
Molecular function (GO): transmitter-gated monoatomic ion channel activity involved in regulation of postsynaptic membrane potential; AMPA glutamate receptor activity
Source: RefSeq, a predicted model, not a curated record